UAGGCAACAUAAAGGGUGCUACGUUAUUCUAAAACAAAUAGUUUAUUUUUUUUAGAAUUAAUUUUUGAAAUGUAUAGUGCAUAUAAGAAACUCACAACUCGGAAACCUAACGAUGAAGUGACAGAAGGUGCCUUAGAAAUAUGGCGUACAUUACCGGAACGUAUACGUCAGGACUCGAGUUUAGCGUUAUUUCGUCAAGAACACGAACGUCUUCAUGGCGGUUAUGAACUAGCAGAUGUGGAUCCAAUACCAACGGAAGAUAUCGAUAUAGUUAAAGAAAAUAGAAAGAACUCAAAUGUCUUUUCACAAAUUUAUAGAGAUGUGGAAAACACAGUCGAAGAUCAACCUGAUGAUGGUGACGCAAACGCAAGCAAGUCUAAAGAUUACUUGCAAUGGCUAAAAAUAUCAAUUUUAAUGGUGGUCUGGUGCCUAUUCACUGUAUUCCUAAUGUCAACCCAUGAUCAUGUUGACGAACUAAAACUUAUAAAUGUACCCAAAAACGGAUCUGAAAAAGUUUUUCCUAUAUCACCAUCAUCUUUAAAUCGCCUGAAUAUACAGUUGAAAGGACCAUUCGAUUUGGAUGUUGAUACUGUCAAUAAUCAGUCAAACUCUCCUCAACUACGAGUACAUAUUAAACGUAGUUACUUUAAUGCUAGUGGGCAUGAGAUGUAUCGUGAAAAUGUCUCCAGUCUUUGGAACGUGGUUAUAGUGCAUCCCAAUGAAUUUCAUACAACAAAAGAGACAAAGAAAGAUUUUACAUAUGAAAUCUCUCCAAUAAAUGCAGAGUGGGCACAACGAAGCAAUUCUUCGGAACUAAAUUUACACUUUAUAACAACCAUAGACGCCGAUUUGCCUUUAGAAAUGUCUCUGGAUAAAUCACCGAUAUAUAAAAAAGAAGGUAUUAUCUAUGCCACUUUGGUAUUGUGUGGACUGUAUGUUUUGAUAGUUUGGGAAAUUGUCAAUCGUACAUUUGCUGCAAUAAUUGCUUCGACAAUGUCUGUGGGUAUUUUGGCUGCACUUAAUGCGAAACCAUCCACAGUUACAAUUAUGACUUGGAUAGAUGUGGAACCAUUAUUGUUGCUAUUCGGAAUGAUGAUUUUAGUAGCGAUAUUAUCGGAAACCGGUAUAUUUGAUUAUAUGGCUGUUUAUGCUUAUAAGAUAACGAAUGGUCACCUUUGGCCACUUAUAAAGUGCUUAUGUUUCUUCACUGCUGUAGUGUCAUCUAUAUUGGAUAAUGUCACAACUGUAUUACUUAUGACGCCAGUAACUAUACGCUUAUGUGAAGUGAUGUCACUGAAUCCGGUACCGAUAUUAAUGUGCAUGGUUAUCUAUUCAAAUAUCGGUGGUGCUGCAACUCCUGUUGGUGAUCCUCCAAAUGUUAUAAUUGCUUCGAAUAAUUUCGUGAGCAAGAAUGGAGUCAAUUUUGCCGUCUUCACAUUGCACAUGGCCCCCGCCAUUAUAUUGAUUAUGUUGCAGAGUUAUUUGCAAUUACGUUUCAAAUAUCGUCAUAUCAGCGAUCUACAGUUUAAGGACUCACCCGAAGUAGAAGAACUACGACGUGAGAUACAUGUAUGGAAACGUGCUGCUGCUAGCUUAUCUGCCUACUCGAAGGAUGAGGACUUGGUGCGCGAGACAUUAUUGAAGAAAGUCAAUCGUCUAAAGCGCAGUUUGAAGAAGCGUAUGGCUGCUCCUAUUGAACAGACCUUAAAUUAUGAGCAAACUUUGCAAGACCUUCAAGCAAAAUAUGUGAUACGUAAUAAGCCAUUGCUAAUAAAAUGCUCCGCAGCUUUAGUUUUCGUCAUAACAUUAUUCUUUUUGCAUUCCGUGCCAGAAUUACAACCUCUUUCGAUGGGCUGGACAGCACUCUUAGGUGCCAUAUUCUUGAUUAUAUUGGCUGAUAUUGAAGAUAUGGAAGCUAUAUUGGCACGUGUUGAAUGGUCAACAUUAUUGUUCUUUGCUGCAUUAUUUGUUCUCAUGGAAGCACUGACGGAAUUGGGUUUGAUUGAAUGCAUUGGCAGUAUGACAGAAGAUGUGAUAUUGAGCGUUAGUGAGGGAUUUCGUUUAAUGGUUGCCAUUUUAAUUAUAUUAUGGGUUUCAGCAAUGGCUUCAGCUUUUGUAGACAAUAUACCUUUAACCACAAUGAUGAUAAAAAUUAUUAUAUCUUUAUCCCAGAAUAGCGAAUUGGAUUUACCUUUACAACCACUGGUAUGGGCUUUAACACUUGGCGCUGGGUGUGGCAGUAAUGGUACUCUAAUUGCUGCCUGUGCAAAUGUGGUGUGUGCAGGUGUUGCUGAACAACAUGGCUAUAAAUUCACUUUCCGGGAGUUUUUCAAAGUUGGUUUUCCUGUAAUGAUUGGAAGCAUAGUUGUAUCAACAGCAUAUCUGAUAGUUUGCCAUGUCUUUUUCACGUGGCAUUGAUGAAAACCUGAAGAAUUGAUGCUCUAUUUCAGGAUGUUCAAUCAAUUAUUCACAACCUACCAACUUACAAACAUCCAGAGAUGCACG
Molecule: messenger RNA, 2505 nt
Organism: Teleopsis dalmanni
Lineage: Eukaryota; Metazoa; Arthropoda; Insecta; Diptera; Diopsidae
Product: P protein-like
Exons: 11
Coding region: 70-2418 (782 amino acids)
Biological process (GO): transmembrane transport
Cellular component (GO): membrane
Source: RefSeq, a predicted model, not a curated record